This is a messenger RNA of Styela clava, 2959 nucleotides long. RefSeq lists its product as uncharacterized. Gene Ontology annotation, cellular component: extracellular region. The record is from RefSeq and is a predicted model, not a curated record. NCBI's taxonomy places the organism in Eukaryota, Metazoa, Chordata, Ascidiacea, Stolidobranchia, Styelidae.
GUGAAUUAAGAUUUGUUCGGUUGGUUGGUCUUGAGAAUAUAUUAACAUUAGUUUUUGUGUUGGCAAGGUACAGUAGGAGCAUGUUAGUUAGUAACUGAAAAGAAAUAGCAGCAUUGCGAUUAAACAAGUGUUUAGAUUUAGAAACUCAGAAUAUUCCUGUUUGACAAAACAUAAUAAAUUUGACUAUAUCAAAUAGGAAACCUUGCAUGCUAAGUUUGUAUUAAAUAGGGACUAUCAUACAGAUUAAUUUCGUGCCGCGCAAAGGGAGCUGUUAGGACCGAAUUCUUAAUCUUUCAAAUGAGUAAAAUAUAAAAAUUGUAGCUCACGAAUUUGAUGAAUCCAAAUUGAAUGACGCUAAAAUUUCGACGAGACGUAAUUACAAAAUGAUGUUAUUAAACUAAGAAGUGUAAAAAAACUAAAAAUUCAACUUAUAUAAAGUUAUGUUUUAAUAUUAUACGACUAGUCUACAUUGAUAUCAGUACUGUCAUUCAAAAUGGGUUCAUUACUUUCUUCUAUGCCUCACAAUGGCAGAGAUUCAAAGAAGAAGAAGAAGUCGAAGAGGAAGAAUAAUAAGAAAAAGUAUCCGAUAAAACAAACGAACUCCUCGUCGUCUUCAAGUUUCUCCACACCCAGUAAGUCAAGUCACGUUCGACACAAUAAAUUGCGUCACCAGCGUCAUACGUCAUCCUCGUCAUCUGAUAGUGAAAUCGUGAAGGGUAACGUUAAAAAUAAAACAGCCCUAUAUAAUCAACUUGAUAAGGGUGCGUCGCCACAAACCCAACAAUCCAGUUCGAAGCCUAAAUUCGCCCCGAAAUCGAAAAUUAAUAAAAGUCCCAAGCAUAAAAGCGGCUUUGAUUAUCACUACAAACCUAAGCAAGACCGUCCAAACGAACGUGUUGUAACAGUGGAACUUGAUAUUCCGGAAUUAACCCAACAAUCCAGCUCGAAGCCUAAAUUUGCCCCGAAAUCGAAAAUUUAUAAAAGUCCCAAGCAUAAAAGCGGCUUUGAUUAUCACUACAAACCUAAGCAAGACCGUCCCAACGAACGUAUUGUAACAGUGGAACUCGAUAUUCCGGAAUUAACAAAGGCAAACAGGGACGUAACGCCAUAUCAUCCGUCAUCAUCAUCACCUAUAACAUAUCACAAUCAACAGGCUACAAAGACAACAAUGCCAACCAAGAAAGAAUUUGAAGAAGCUUGCAUCAAAGCUCACAAUGAAUAUCGAAAAUGUCACAACGCAAAUGGGCUUGAACGAGAUACAAAAUUGACUUCGAUGGCUCAAGAAUGGGCGAAUAAAUUGGCGAAAAGGGGUCGUCUGGAACACUCCAACAACAGAGGAUUUGGCGAGAAUGUUGCCUUUACUUCCAAAAGCGACCCAUCAGGCUUAGAGAUAGCAAAAAUGUGGUACGAUGAAAUCAAAGACUAUAAUUACAGAAACCCAGGGUUCGCCGGGAACACUGGCCAUUUCACGCAAGUUGUCUGGAAAGGAACCACCCAAGUUGGUAUAGGAAUAGCAACAGGAUCUAAAGGUACGUUUGUCGUUGCAAAUUACAAACCUGCUGGCAACAUUACCAACCCCGGAUAUUUCAAGGAGAAUGUUGAUAAACAAAGAAAAAAACCAACAUUUGCGGAAUCGAAACGACGAUCAUCUUCUUCCUCGUCAAGUUCUUCUGAUGACGAAUGCCAUAGACCUAAAGCAUCGUCGUCUACCAAAACAAGUUCUUCUGCACCCAAACCAGGAAAGAAAGUUGAUACAAAAACCGAGAUUUACACCGAAAACGGAGUUCGCAAGAAGAAAACUAUAACGACGACUACAACAGUGACGGUCACGGCGAAAGGAACUCAAACAUCAACAGAAACUAAAACAAAGAUAGAAACACUACCGGAUGACAAUUCAGUGACAGGAAAGCUGAAAAAUCUUCGUGUUCGGAAAGACAGUAGUAGCAGUAGUAGUAGCAGUGAUGACGACGACAGUAAAAACGUUUUAUCCUCGUCGGACCAAAGAAAAUUCCGAAAAGACUGUCUAGAAAGACACAACGAGUUGAGAAAGAAACAUGGAGCUCCAAAGUUGAAAUCAAGCAGCUCUCUUCAAGAUAAAGCUCAACGUCAUGCAAACAAAAUGUUAAGGCAAGAAAAAUUAUCACAUACAGGAAAAUGUGAAUUUGGGGAAAACGUUGCAAUGAAGAUGCCAAUGCCAUCAGGUUCCGAAGCUUGUGAUAUGUGGUAUAGUGAGAAGAAAGAUUACGAUUUCAGAAAAUCAGUAUUCAGUGGAAACACAGGUCAUUUCACUCAAGUUGUGUGGGAAGGAACUAAAGAAGUUGGAGUCGGUGUAGCCUCUAAUUCUGAUGGUAAAACAUACGUCGCCUGCUUCUAUAAUCCUCCUGGAAAUGUAAGAGGCGACUUCGAGAAAAAUGUGAAGAGAGGAUAAAACAAAUUCGACCAUUUAAUUGUAUUUAUAUGUUUUGUUAACCGUUACCCCAUAACCCAUCAUAACUUUUGUGUCAAUGAAAAUCUAUGAUAUUUUAUAUUUGAUGAUUUUCUACAAUUAUUUUUAAAUCUCAAGAUGUAUUUUGCCUUACUAUUUUGUACGUUAUAAUAGCAUUGUAUUAUAUUGACAACGUACUGAUUUUGUCCUGUUUAUUAUGCCUUUUCCGCUUAAUUUUGUAAAAUGUUGUAUGUAGUAAAAGCAAAUGAGUAUCUCUCAUUUGAUUUCUUCAUUCAAACAGUACAAAACGCAAAGAGCUUUUUGUACAUUCCUUAAUAAUUAUUGUGUCUAUUUUACUCUCUGUAUGUUUUCUUAUUUUCUGCCAUCUUCAAAUUUCUUCAUCAUAUUCCAAUUUUUGAAGCAAACUAAGAAUGCAGUCGUUUUUAUUUAUUCAUAAUUUUCUAAAUUCAAAAGUUUCUCUGUGAAACUUAUUUGAUCAUGUUUGAUUAGUUGUUGAUGAAAUAUUUUAACAAU